Lasiosphaeria miniovina is the source of this 993-nucleotide messenger RNA. Its product is annotated as 2OG-Fe(II) oxygenase. The coding region runs from base 1 to 993 and encodes 330 amino acids. The record is from RefSeq and is a predicted model, not a curated record. Gene Ontology annotation, molecular function: 2-oxoglutarate-dependent dioxygenase activity. Lineage: Eukaryota; Fungi; Ascomycota; Sordariomycetes; Sordariales; Lasiosphaeriaceae. The transcript has a single exon.
AUGACCCAGACCGGCCCAGCAGCCCCGGCCCCAGCCCCGGCCCCAGCCCUCCCGCUGAUCGACCUGAGCCCCUACCUCGCCCCGCAACACCCAGGGGACCGGGAGCGCGUGGUGGAGCAGGUGCGCGAGGCGGCGCGGCAGCACGGCUUCUUCCAGGUGACGGGCCACGGCAUCCCGCUGGAGCUGCAGCGCGACCUGGUGCGGUGCAUGGACAAGCUCUUCGGGCUGCCGCGCGAGGCCAAGCUCGCCAUGUCGUUCCUCGAGAACCCGUGCCGGCGCGGCUACGAGGCGGCGGGCAUGUCGCUGCGCGAGGGCGACGCGCUGCCCGACGCCAAGGAGUGCUUCUUCCUGGCGCGCGACGACCCGGCCGUCGAGCUGUCGGGCUUCUUCGGCCCCAACGUGUGGCCGCCCGACCUGCCCGACGGCGACUUCCGCCGGCCCGCGCAGGCCUACUACGAGCACAGCGUCGCGCUGGGCAAGACGGUGUGGCGCAUCCUGCUCGAGGGGCUUGGCCAGCCGGGCGACCUGGUCGAGGCCUUUGCCGCGCGGCCCGUCGUGCCCAUGAAGAUGAUCCGCUACCCGCCGCACCGCACCGUGCGGGCGGGCCAGCUGGGCAUCGGCGCCCAUACCGACUUUGGCGGCGUCACGGUGCUGUUCCAGCAGCCCGGCAAGGACGGGCUCGAGGUGUGGGACGACGCGCGCGCCGCCUGGAUCCCCGUGCCCGCGCUCGAGGACGUCUACGUCAUCAACUGCGGCGACAUGGUGCAGCGCUGGUCCGCCGGCGCGUACAAGAGCGCGCGCCACAGGGUCCUCAACAAGGCCGACGGCGAGCGUCUGUCGUGCGCCACCUUCUGGCACGGCGACAUCAACGCCAGCAACCCGCUGCGGCCCCACGAUCCCGACCGCGAGACGGUCGGCCAGCUGCUGGUCAAACGCUUCCGCAGCCAGUAUUCCAUAACCAAAGAGGCAGUAGCUCAGGUUGGCUUGGUUUGA